Messenger RNA from Myxocyprinus asiaticus (Chinese sucker), 1523 nucleotides. RefSeq lists its product as uncharacterized. The record is from RefSeq and is a predicted model, not a curated record. The transcript is spliced from 2 exons. Lineage: Eukaryota; Metazoa; Chordata; Actinopteri; Cypriniformes; Catostomidae. Bases 597 to 1286 code for a protein of 229 amino acids.
AUAGUCUACAGGAGGACAGAGUCGGAUGAUUUUGCUUAGUGUUAGUGAUCUGAACAGACAUUCAGAGACUAAAACAAUGUUAGAGAUGCCUGCAGUGAAGUGUUGAGAAAUACCAGGUUCUACUGUAUCCAAUUACCAUAUUAAAACACAUCUAACUGAACAAUUAAUCUAAAAAAUAGUCGAGAUUACAAUUACAGCUGUCGCAAUUAUAUAACUGUAAAAAGUGGCAAUUACAGCAUUCCACUUACCCCUACUGUACCCCCAUUGCACCAAAAUGUCUUAUUUGCAACAUAUUUUUGGACCGUUGUGUGCAUGAAUGCAGAGGCAAAUCUGACACACUUAAAUUAGUCUAAAGGCAUAUCAGUAAUGCUUACUAUCGUAAGGUCAAAUAUUCUUGCUGAUAGCUCCGCGCACAAUAUGUAUGUGGCAGGGAGGAGGGCGGGGCUGGGUCGUGAUGCUGCACACCCGGCCUCUAAUCAGGCUAAUCAAGCCCUCGAGAGGGAUAAAGGCCACCGGAUGCGGCAGUUCCAGAGAGAGAGAGUUACGUGCAGCUGCCCGGCAUGUGUUUGUGUUUGUCUUUAUAAGUUGAUUAUUAAAUGAUUAUUUAUGUUGUUAAGCCGGUUCUUGCCUCCUCCUUUCCACUGAACUACGUUACAUUGGUGCCGAAACCCGGGAAGGAGGAGGGAUGCGCUGUCGUGGAGUCCUCGCCACUGCCAUCCACACAAAGGAGCAACCGCAGCCAUCCACCGGGGGAUGGAGGAGUUGCUGCCGACUGCCUGGACACGGAGGAACGGGCACCUUAUACGAGGGCAGGAGGGGCUCACUGCCGGCCACCUGGAGCGGUGGAGCUGCUGCCAGGGGCGGAGGAGUUCCCUACCGGCCGCCAAAACGUGGCGGGGCGUUCCGUCCGCCAGGGGUCGGAGGACUCGCUCCGGUCCAGAGGGUGGAGUGGUCGAAGACCAGAAAACGGCGUGUCAGAGAACCGGCGAGUCCGAAGAGGCGGGGAUGACCUGCCGGCAGGUAGGGCCGGGAAGGCACGCCCCCCCCCGGAAAGGGAGGGGGGAUGUAUGUCAUGCCGGGGGCUCCCCGGCCUGAAGGAAAGGAGGGAGGAGGGAGGAGUGAGGCAGGAAGGAAGGCGGGGCCGGGUCGUGAUGCUGCACACCCGGCCUCUAAUCAGGCUAAUCAAGCCCUCGAGAGGGAUAAAGGCCACUGGAGGCAGCAGUUCCGGAGAGAGAGAGUUACGGGCAGCUGCCCGGCAUGUGUUUGUGAUUGUCUUUUUAAGUUGAUUAUUAAAUGAUUAUUUAUGUUGUUAAGCCGGUUCUUGCCUCCUCCAUUCCACUGAACUGCGUUGCAAUGUAUAAAGCAAAUUUUGUCAUCAGCGCAGAUUUUCUUGACUCACGCACACAGUCCUCGUUUGCGCAUGCGCUGCCCAUUGUCUGUACUAAAAGAGUGUCACAAAGCAGUUGUAGUGCACAUGCACUGAACACGUUCCUAUUCGUUCACAGUCAGAAAAGUAUAUUGAU